Molecule: messenger RNA, 1563 nt
Organism: Rotaria sordida
Lineage: Eukaryota; Metazoa; Rotifera; Eurotatoria; Philodinida; Philodinidae
Source: the annotation of a GenBank genome assembly
AUGGCAAAGAGUAAUCCUCAUAAAACAGAGAAAUCACUUUCAAACAUUGGUUAUACAACACCCGUAGCUGAACAUCCAUCAUUAGAUGAAGUUUAUGAAGAUACACCAUUUUCAGAAGCAUUUUGGACAUAUUUAAAUUAUGUUCUUUUAAAUAUAUUUGGAUGGUUUCGUGAUCUUCUUCGAAAUGCUCGAAUUGAAAAUCGCAAAGGUUCAGCAGAAAAUAAUCCAUCGGGUUUUGUUCCACUUUAUCAAAGUUAUGAAAGUUUUUACACUCGUAACGUUUACCAACGUAUUGCCGAUUGUUUCAAUCGACCAAUUGGCAGUGUACCAGGUGGUACACUUGAUCUUGUUGAACGUAUUACUGAGGAUUACAAUUGGUCAUUUAAUUUUACUGGUAACAAAAUCAAAUCAAUUAAUCUUGGUUCAUAUAAUUAUCUUGGUUUUGCUGAUAAUAGCGGACAAACAGCAGAUAACGUUAUAAAUUCAAUAAAAACUGGUGGUAUUGCAGUAGCAAGUACAACACAAGAAUUCGGCACACUAACGCAACACCGAAAGCUUGAAUCUUUACUUGCUGAAUUUCUUGGCACUGAAGAUGCCAUCACAUUCGGUAUGGGCUUUGCAACGAAUGCACUCAAUAUACCAUCAUUGGUUGGAAAGGGUUGUCUCAUAUUAAGUGAUGAACUUAAUCAUACAUCACUUGUUCUUGGUUCUCGUCUAUCGAGUGCUGUUAUCAAAGUUUAUAAGCAUAAUGAUAUGAAUCAUUUGGAAAGAUUAUUACGUGAAUCAAUUGUAUCUGGACAACCACGAACUCAUCGACCAUGGAGAAAAAUUUUAAUUAUUGUUGAAGGAGUAUAUAGUAUGGAAGGUUCAUUAUGUAAAUUACCCGAAUUAAUUGAACUUAAAAAAAAAUAUAAAGCAUUUCUUUAUUUGGAUGAAGCACAUUCAAUUGGUGCUAUGGGUUCACGUGGUCGUGGUGUUGUUGAUUAUUGGAAAUGUGAUGUUAAUGAUGUUGAUAUACUUAUGGGUACAUUUACAAAAAGUUUUGCUGCAGCUGGUGGUUAUAUUGCUGGAAAAAAGGAAUUAAUUGAUCAUAUUCGUGUAACAUCACAUGCUACAGCUUAUGCAACAUCAAUGAGUCCACCUGUUGUUGAACAAAUUAUUUCAGUAUUAAACUUAUUACUUGAUACAAAUGAAGAACAUGAAGGUCGUCAACGAAUUACACAAUUAGCAUGGAAUACACGUUAUUUUCGACAACGUCUUAGAAAAAUGGGUUUUAUUGUUUAUGGUCAUCCACAUUCACCUGUUGUACCAGCUUUAUUAUAUAGUCCAUCGAAAAUUGCAGCAUUUAAUCGUGAAAUGUUAAAACGUGGUGUAGCUGUUGUUACUGUUGGUUUCCCAGCUACACCAUUAGUACUUGGUCGUGUUCGUUUUUGUCUUUCGGCAUCUCAUACAAAAGAAAUGCUUGAUGAAGUACUUAAACAUGCUGAAGAAGUAGGUGACUUACUGAAUAUGCGUAAAUCAAAAUUAAAUCCAAAACGACCAUUUCAUGAAACAGAAUCAUAA